Molecule: messenger RNA, 831 nt
Organism: Fusarium sp. VM40
Lineage: Eukaryota; Fungi; Ascomycota; Sordariomycetes; Hypocreales; Nectriaceae
Source: the annotation of a GenBank genome assembly
AUGACCUUCCUUUCCAAGAUGAAUCCCUUCACGGCCUCUCUCUGGCUUACUCUUCUUGUCCCUGCCGUCACCGUCUCUGCACAUGGCCACGUUAACGAGAUCAUCGUCAACGGCGUGGCCUACCAGGGUUACGGCAGCACUGACUUUCCCUACAUGGAGAACCCUCCUGUGGUUGCUGGCUGGACUAUCUCCCAGAAAGACAACGGCUUCGUUUCUCCUGACCAGUAUAGUGAGCCUGACAUCAUUUGCCAUCGCGAUGCCACUCCAGCCAAGGGACACGUCGAGGUUGAAGCGGGAGAUACUCUCACUCUUCGGUGGUCAGGCUGGCCUGAAAACCACAGCGGCCCCAUCUUGAACUACCUCGCCAACUGCAACGGUCCGUGUGAGAGCGUUGACAAGACUGAGCUCGAAUUUUUCAAGAUCGACGGGCUGGGUCUUCUCGAACAGGGGACUCCUGGCAAGUACGCAGACAGUGUCCUCCAAGACAACGGAGAUAGCUGGAAUGUUCGAAUUCCAGAGAACAUCGCCUCUGGAAAUUAUGUUCUUCGACACGAGAUCAUUGCUCUGCACAAUGCUCUCGAGCAAGGUGGUGCUCAAAAUUAUCCUCAGUGCUUCAACCUGAAGAUUACUGGCGAUGGCUCUGACACUCCUGCUGGAUAUCUCGGUACAGAGCUCUACGACGCCGAAGAUCCUGGAAUUCUUGUCAAUAUCUACACUAGCUCUGUUGACUAUGAGGUUCCUGGUCCAACCAUCGUUGAAGGAGGCGUAUCAUCGGUAGAUCAGGAGCCUUCCCAGGCCACGACAACCGCAAAAUGCACUACUCGAUACUAG